Molecule: messenger RNA, 387 nt
Organism: Closterium sp. NIES-65
Lineage: Eukaryota; Viridiplantae; Streptophyta; Zygnematophyceae; Desmidiales; Closteriaceae
Source: the annotation of a GenBank genome assembly
AUGUCAGACGAUUGGGAUGCUGACGACUUUGAGCCGCCGCCAGUCGUGGUGGCGAAAGAGCCGGUGAAGUCAUCGUGGGAGGACGAGGAAGAGGAGGAAGAAGCACCGGCCCCCACCACCACCGCCUCAGCGAAGCCCAAGGGCGAGAAGAAGAAGAAGAAAGCGGAGGACAAGGGCAAGGGCAAGGAGAAGGAGGAGGAGGAGGAGGUGGAUGAUGGAGUGCUCGCAGACCCUGUAGCGGAGAAGCUAAGACAGCAACGGCUCGUGGAGGAGAGCGACUUUAAGGCAACAAAGGAGCUGUUUGGUGGGAAGAAAAGGAGGCGGAGCGGUCACUGGACGACUUUCUACCUAAAAGCGAGGCAGACUUUAACGAGUUUGCAGACCUGA